ACCGUUUGGUACAGUACUACAGUUCCCAGAAUGCAAAAGGCCUAAGAAUGAGUCACGUCCUGUCUGUCCUGCACCCAGGAAGUGUGAAAGUGGAACGGAGUGAAAAUGGUUUGCCAUGCAGUCCAAAACAUUGCCAGUGCCUAGCUGAACAGUGCCUUGUUCCAGGACACAGCCAGGAUGGCUCUCAUUGAAGGAGUGGGGGACGAGGUGACCGUCCUGUUUGCACUGCUGCUGGUGCUGCUGGUGCUGGUGCUGGCAUGGGCGUCCACUCAAACCACCGACCGCAGCGAGCAGCUCUUCCAGUCUGCUGCCUUCCAGAACAGGGCUGGACCCCAGAGCACGCUCGGAGAGACAGCAGCACCCGACAUGGACUUCAACGAGACGCCACUGGCUGCUGGGGAGGAGGAGAAGAAGAGCAGUGACCAGGAGGAGGAGAGGAGCAGCCCAGGGGAGGAGGAGAGGAGCAGCCCAGGGGAGGGGGAGAGGAGCAGCCCAGGGGAGGGGGAGAGGAGCAGCCCAGGGGAGGAGGAGAGGAGCAGCCCAGGGGAGGUCGGCUCAGGAAAUGACGGGAUUCGACACAGAGAGACAGCGGCCGCUGCUGCAGCCAGCAGCCAGACCAGUGCUCCCCCCUCUGGCACCCCACAGCCUCUCACUUCAAGUGCCAGCAGACACCCUUCUGAGGCUGACCCCACUCCUGAUAGGAACAUGGUGCUCCGGCUUAAAUUCCUAAACGACACUGAAAGAGUGGCCCAAGUAAAACCAGAGGACACUAUUGGUUAUGUCAAAAGGACUUAUUUCCAAGGUCAGGAGCACCAGGUGCGGUUGAUAUACCAGGGACAACUUUUACGAGAUGAUGCCCAGACACUGUCCUCUUUGAACCUGGCAGACAACAGCGUCCUGCACUGCCACAUCUCCCAGCAUGCCACGCCGCAGGCUCCAGCGGGGGUGCGUGCGGCCGACCAGGUCCAUGCCGCCCUCAAUGUGGGCAGCCUCAUGGUGCCCCUCUUCAUGCUCAUGCUGUCUGUGCUCUGGUACUUCCAGAUCCAGUACCGCCAGUUCUUCACGGCCCCCGCCACUGCGUCGCUCGUGGGCAUCACUGUCUUCUUCAGCUUCAUGGCAUUUGGAGUCUACCGCCGAUAAAUCCACUGCCACACUCUCGCAUCCCCAACCCAGCUUCUACUGCUGCUGAUCACCUGUGUGCGUUCCAGCCUUUCCCAGGGCGGGCGAGGGGGGGGGGGGAGAGGCGUCCUUAUUCAUAUACAGUAGAUUGCAUACCAGAAAUAAAUUAGGAGACACUGUACAUUUUUUGAUAUACUUACAUCCUCUUGAUUAAAUGAAAUCAAUCCAUUUCUUACCUGUAACAAGCCCAUAAGAUGUUUUAUGAGCUCAGCUGUCGUGAAGUUGACGUUGAUGCGUUGUAGUGUUGGGCUCUGCCGAGACUACGUGCUCACAAGUAGCAAACGUUUCUUUUUAUUUUCUCCCCAAAUGAGGAGAUGAUACCUCCUAAGAUCUACCUGGACUGGAAGCAUAACUGACAUAAUGUAGGGCUUGUAAAGCAAAAGAAAAUAUAUUAAAGAAUUCUUCCUUUA
Molecule: messenger RNA, 1589 nt
Organism: Acipenser ruthenus (sterlet)
Lineage: Eukaryota; Metazoa; Chordata; Actinopteri; Acipenseriformes; Acipenseridae
Product: transmembrane and ubiquitin-like domain-containing protein 1
Exons: 3
Coding region: 178-1140 (320 amino acids)
Molecular function (GO): protein binding
Source: RefSeq, a predicted model, not a curated record